Cololabis saira (Pacific saury) is the source of this 707-nucleotide messenger RNA. It is a transcript of the gene cmlc1, whose product is annotated as cardiac myosin light chain-1. Gene Ontology annotation, molecular function: calcium ion binding. The record is from RefSeq and is a predicted model, not a curated record. The transcript has a single exon. Gene Ontology annotation, cellular component: myosin II complex. Bases 31 to 624 code for a protein of 197 amino acids. Lineage: Eukaryota; Metazoa; Chordata; Actinopteri; Beloniformes; Belonidae.
GGACCCUCCUCAGUCUCUGUCUGCAGCAGCAUGGCUCCGAAGAAGGUGGAACCCAAGAAGACGGAGGUCAAGAAGGUGGAGCCCAAGAAGGAGGAGCCUCCCCCUCCGCCCAAGCCCGUGGAGCCGGAGCCCAAACCCCCGGAGGUCGACCUGAAGAGCAUCGUGGUGGAAUUCUCCCCUGACCAGAUUGAGGAGUUCAGGGACGCCUUCACGCUGUUUGACGAGACGCCGACAGGCGAGAUGAAGAUCCGGUUUGCCCAGUGCGGCGAUGUGCUGCGGGCGCUGGGACACAACCCCACCAACGACGAGGUGCUGAAGCUGCUGGGGAGGCCCAAGGCGGAGGAGAUGAACGUCCAGCUGCUGGACUUCGACAGCUUCCUGCCCAUGCUGCAGCACGUGGCGCGCUCCAAGGAGCAGGGCAGCUUUGAGGACUUCGUGGAGGGGCUGCGCGUCUUCGACAAGGAGGGAAACGGCACGGUGAUGGGCGCGGAGCUACGUCACGUCCUCGCCACACUGGGGGAGAAGAUGAAGGAGGAUGAAGUGGACCGGCUCAUGGCGGGACAGGAGGAUGCCAACGGACACAUCAACUACACGGAGUUUGUCAAACACAUCCUGGCGGGAUGAAGGGGUCACGCACAGGUUUUCAAUGAAAAUGUGUCUCCCUGUGACAUCACAACCCUGUCUGUAAUGAAAGUUGUUUCUGCUCG